Salvelinus sp. IW2-2015 is the source of this 2651-nucleotide messenger RNA. RefSeq lists its product as uncharacterized. Gene Ontology annotation, biological process: proteolysis. Gene Ontology annotation, molecular function: serine-type endopeptidase activity. NCBI's taxonomy places the organism in Eukaryota, Metazoa, Chordata, Actinopteri, Salmoniformes, Salmonidae. The record is from RefSeq and is a predicted model, not a curated record.
UAGUGGAGGGCAUUGAAACGAUGGAAGUCUACAAAGCACUCUGUUUGGUGACUCUACUAGUUGCCCUCUUUUCAAAAGUGUCUCACUCUCAGUUGGAAGUGUGUGGAAUCUCUCCUCUCAACACUAGGAUCGUGGGGGGUCAGGAUGCUCCUCCAGGGAGUUGGCCAUGGCAGGCCAGUCUGCAGAGAUCUGGCAGCCAUUUUUGUGGGGGAUCCCUUAUCAACAAAGAGUGGGUGCUGACUGCUGCUCACUGCUUUCCCGGCACCGGUACAUCAAAUCUGGUGGUCUACCUGGGUCGUCAGAGCCAGCAGGGCUCCYACUCUAAUGAAGUGAGRCGUACGGUCACUCAGAUCAUCUGCCACCCCAACUACAGCAAYAGWACAAGUGACAACGACAUGUGUCUGCUGAAGCUCUCCUCCKCCGUGACUUUUACCAACUACAUCCGGCCAGUCUGCCUAGCUGCACCAGGCAGCUCCUUCUAUGCUGGCACUACUAGCUGGGUCACAGGCUGGGGCACCCUCAGCUUUGGUGGAUCUGUACCACAGAUCCUACAGGAGGUAGAUGUGCCAGUAGUGGGAAACAYGCAGUGUAACUGUAAUUAUGGAGUUGGCMRSAUCACUGACAACAUGAUCUGUGCUGGUCUAUCAGCAGGAGGAAAGGAUUCRUGUCAGGGGGACUCAGGAGGUCCGCUUGUGAGCAAACAGGGUACUCGCUGGAUCCAGUCUGGCGUUGUGAGUUUUGGCCAAGGCUGUGCUCUGGCAAAUUUCCCUGGUGUGUACGCCAGAGUUUCCCAGUACCAGACCUGGAUCAACAGCCAGAUUACCAGUGACCAACCGGGCUUCAUCACCUUCUCAUCCAAUGGGACUGACUCUGACCUCAAUGUCACCUGCACUGUUCUGCCAUCAGUCAGAACCACCACCAUCUCCUCUACUAUGACUACUAUGACUGUAGUAGCACCUGUGGUGUGUGGCAGCGCCUCUUUGAACUCCCGUAUUGGUGGGGGAAGCUCGUUGGCGACGGCAGGCUUGUGGCCCUGGAUAGCCAGCCUACAGAAAAACGGAGCACACGUUUGCGGGGGCACGUUAGUGGCGGUGGACUUUGUCAUGAGCGACGCUAGCUGCUUCUCCAGCAAGCCCAACGCCUCUCAAUGGACCGUGAUCCUGGGUCGUCUGAAGCAAAACGGCUCCAACCCUAACGAGGUAACCCUGAAUGUCAUCAACAUCACCAUGAGCAACUUGACGGGCAACAACGUGGCCAUCCUCCGACUGGCCAGCAAACCCAAGUUGUCUAACUACAUCCAGCCUAUCUGUGUGGACCAGGGAACCAGCAACUUCAACACAGGGACUAAGUGCUGGGUGGCUGGCUGGGGCACUGGCCAGGGUGGGGCUGAGCAAGUCCUGCAGGAGUUCCAGACCUCUGUUGUGGAAUGCGUGAAUGUUUCAUCUUCGGACAACAUUUGCACCGAACCUGUGACACUACUGCAGGGUGAUGUGGGUGGUCCUCUGAUGUGUAAGCAGGGCAGCUCAUGGUUUCAGACUGCUGUUUUGACUCUCGGCGGAACCACCAGCACUAACGGCACUAGCAAAGCACGAUUGAGCCGGAGUCCUCGCGCCUCCCCCAACCAAGUCUUCACCAAAACCUCCAACUUUAAGGACUUCCUGACUUCCACAUUGGGAACCUUACUAUUCCCCGCCACAACCAUUGCUGCCACGACCCCCUCAGCUGGUGGCGCUUCCCCGGCCCACUCCUCCUUCUCUCUCUUCCUUGUCCUCCUCUUCUCCCUCUCCUCUGUCCUCCUGUUGGGCUGGGAUUGACGCUAAGCAACCCCAUGGCAACCAUUGACAAGCCCUUUCUGUAACUUCCAACCAAUCAAAAGUCUAUUUUUCUAGCAAUUAAUCAAUUUCUGUCAGUGACUGGCAGUGUGUCAAAGCCAGGAUUGCUACUUUGAAUUCAGGGAGCCUUCAUCUCCAUUCACUUGAAUGAUGAAUGUUUACAACUUCCCCUUUGUUUAUCUUUACUAUGUCAAAUCCAAGCAGUGAUAUAUAUUUUUGCUGUCACAUUUUUUUUGUAUCAGUAACAUUUUCUGGACAAUAUUUGUUGAUUCAAACAGCACUGUUUAAGUUGCAAUAUGCACAAUUUUCUGUUCAAAGCUGUCUGGGCAUGUGUAACAAUGUUACAUAUUAAUAUCCAGAUGAAAAUGACUGUAGUAGCACUUGGCUUUCUCCAAAGAUUAUAGUAGUCUAUUCUACAGUAUCUGUGAGCCAAAAUGGCAAGUAGCCUACAUGCACUGAACUAUUAGAUAGUCAUACUGCACUUUACUGGACAUGUGCCAUGGAUUAUUAUAUACUUAACAAAUCACAAUGUUAUGAUGGUUUUAACAAAACUGUUAACUAAAUAGCUCUAAUACUUAGUUCUAAAUUAAUUGAAGACUUGAAUCCAAAAUGCUGCCUGUCGAAGGUAUAUUUUGUGUUUCAUCAUGUUUCUAACUAAGCUUAGAAUAUAAUUGUAUGUUUUAACAAUUAUCUCUACCCUAUGUAAGCAGGGUAAUACUUUAUUUUGUGAAAAAAAAGUUGCUACUUUUAAGUGUUUAACACUUUUUUGGUUACUACAUGAUUCCAUAUGUGUUAUUUCAUAGUUUUGAUGACUUCACU